Molecule: messenger RNA, 2184 nt
Organism: Cuculus canorus (common cuckoo)
Lineage: Eukaryota; Metazoa; Chordata; Aves; Cuculiformes; Cuculidae
Gene: CKMT2
Product: creatine kinase, mitochondrial 2
Exons: 11
Coding region: 181-1440 (419 amino acids)
Biological process (GO): phosphocreatine biosynthetic process
Cellular component (GO): mitochondrion
Molecular function (GO): creatine kinase activity
Source: RefSeq, a predicted model, not a curated record
AUAUUACCUGUCAAUGCACCAACUUGUUAUUCUCUUUACACUGUGGGCUUGCUGCAGGCAGCAGGGCGUCUCUACCUUCAGCUUCAAGGUAGUUGCCCUACCCAGCUGUGGUAUCUCCAGUGUUGGAGGACUUUAGGCUCUUACAGAAGCAUUUGCCAGAAAUUGUACCCUCUAAGAGGAAUGGCUAGCACUUUCUGUCGUCUCCUGGCUGGUCGUGCAACCACUGCACUCUUUGCAGCCGCAGGCACAGGGGUGCUAACCACCGGCUACCUUCUCAACCAGCAAAAUGUGAAGGCUGCUGUUCAUGAAAAACGGAAGCUCUUCCCUCCAAGUGCAGACUAUCCUGAUCUCCGCAAACAUAACAACUGCAUGGCUGAGUGCCUCACACCAGCCAUUUACUCUCGGCUAAGGGACAAGAUGACUCCAAACGGCUACACCUUGGACCAGUGCAUCCAAACUGGGGUUGACAAUCCUGGCCACCCUUUCAUUAAAACUGUGGGCAUGGUAGCAGGCGAUGAAGAAUCCUAUGAGGUAUUCGCUGAGAUUUUUGAUCCUGUCAUUAAAGCAAGACACAAUGGCUACGAUCCACGGACAAUGAAGCAUCACACAGAUCUGGAUGCAUCCAAGAUCACCCAUGGUCAAUUUGAUGAGCGCUAUGUCCUUUCAUCACGGGUGCGGACUGGCCGCAGCAUCCGGGGCCUCAGUCUUCCUCCUGCCUGCACCAGGGCAGAGCGGAGAGAGGUGGAGAACGUUGUGGUCACUGCACUCGCUGGGCUGAAAGGAGACCUCUCUGGAAAGUACUACAGCUUAACCAAUAUGUCCGAGAGGGAUCAACAGCAGCUCAUUGAUGAUCAUUUUCUCUUUGAUAAGCCCGUGUCCCCUUUGCUAACAUGUGCUGGGAUGGCACGUGACUGGCCAGAUGCCAGAGGAAUCUGGCAUAACAAUGACAAGACAUUUCUUAUCUGGAUUAACGAGGAGGACCACACCAGGGUGAUCUCCAUGGAGAAAGGUGGCAACAUGAAACGGGUGUUCGAAAGAUUUUGCCGUGGUUUAAAAGAGGUGGAAAGACUAAUUAAGGAACGAGGCUGGGAGUUUAUGUGGAACGAGCGUCUCGGAUAUGUUCUGACCUGUCCUUCCAAUCUGGGAACUGGUUUACGUGCCGGAGUCCAUGUUAAGCUACCCAGGCUUAGCAAGGAUCCUAGGUUUCCUAAAAUCCUGGAGAACCUGCGUCUGCAAAAGCGUGGCACUGGUGGAGUGGAUACUGCAGCGGUAGCAGAUGUGUAUGACAUAUCCAACUUGGACCGCAUGGGGCGCUCAGAGGUGGAGCUGGUCCAGAUUGUCAUUGAUGGGGUCAAUUAUCUCGUUGACUGCGAGAAGAAACUGGAAAGAGGCCAAGACAUCAAAGUGCCACCACCGUUGCCUCAGUUUGGCAGGAAAUGAUCUUGCUGCUGAUGGUGGCAACCGAUGAUAAAUGUGACUGUGAUUCUGACAGAAAUUCAGCACUUCUGUAUAACUCUGUAUAAAUAUCUUGUGUAAUAAAACACUACCUGACAUCUGAUGCCUCCUUAGAUGCCUGGCUGCACUGGCAGAAAUUAGCCUUCAUGCAGCUUUACUAGGAUGCACCCCACACGACUACCUUGGGACAUUCUUAAGCAGAGACUGCUUCCCUUUCUUUCUUGGUUCGUGAUAACCCCUAAUUCUAUCUUGCAUUUGCACUUACGGCCAUACUUAGGAAGUCUGCUGUGAGCACCUUAUUUUCUUUCACAGAAGCACUUCUCUCCAGUGAAAACUGUCACAGCAGGUGCUGUGAAGUGCUCACUGCAUUUUCAGCCACCUUUUGACACUGUGGUGACUUCAGCAGCUAAGUGGAGCAGGCAGCUGCACAGGCCUUCACUCUCUGAAGUCCACCACUCAACCUAUCAUCAAGUCCUCAAUGAUGUCUCUGCAAGGGACCAGUCUCUUCUCUGAGACUGGUCUGCACACAUUUAGUUACCAUGUCAUCCCAAACCUUCAGUUUUUCACUCCUGGAGAACUCACCAGGUCACUUCUCAGCUGUUUCCCACAGGCAUAAUUUUAUGGCCUGUGGCCUUGGGCUGAAACAAGCUGUCCCAUAAGUCAAUAGCCAAAUCAGUUAAACCUGUCUAGCAUGGCCUGUCCCAGUCUUCUCCUGCAAUUUUCAGGUUU